Messenger RNA from Vitis riparia (riverbank grape), 1194 nucleotides. Its product is annotated as putative disease resistance protein At3g14460. NCBI's taxonomy places the organism in Eukaryota, Viridiplantae, Streptophyta, Magnoliopsida, Vitales, Vitaceae. The coding region runs from base 1 to 1194 and encodes 397 amino acids. The record is from RefSeq and is a predicted model, not a curated record. The transcript has a single exon.
AUGCUUCAAGUUCUACAAGUUUCUGAAUGUGGAGAACUGACAUAUUUGUGGAAGAAUAGAUUUGGAUUGGAAAACCUUGCUCAUCUUCAGCAAUUGGAAAUUUCUUCUUGUCCACAACUUGUAUCCUUGGAAGAGGACAAAGAGCAAGGGCAUCCUUGCAACCUUCAAUAUUUGAGGAUUGAGCAUUGUGAUAAGCUGGAGAAGCUUCCUAAUGUAUGGCAGUACCUCACAUGUCUAGAAGAGUUGGAAAUCAAGGAUUGUCUAAAUCUGAUGUCAUUUCCAGAGAUGGGGUUCCCACCCAUGCUUAGACGUCUUUCCAUCCAAAAUUGUGAAGCUCUUAAGUCUCUACCUGAUGGGAUGAUGAGGAGGAGGAAUAUUAACGACACCAACACCAUGUGUCUCCUUCAAUAUUUGAGAAUAGACAAUUGUCCAUCUCUCAUUUACUUUCCAAAAGGGCAGUUACCCAUCUCCCUUAAGGAACUAAUCAUAUGGAAAUGUGAAAAUCUAAAAGAUCUUCCAGAAGGAAUGAUGCACCCCAAUCCCAUUACCUCCAACAUGUGUUUCCUUGAAUACUUGGAAUUAUUCAGAUGUCCAUCUCUCAUUUGCUUCCCCAAAGGGCAUCUACCCACCACUCUUAAGCAUCUCCAUAUACAGGAAUGUGAAAGGCUCGAGUCCUUACCAGAGGGAAUAAUGGACCACCAUUCCAACAACACUGUCGCUGGUCUUCAAGUGUUGCAUAUAGAGAGAUGCUCGUCUCUCACAUCCUUCCCUAGAGGCAAGUUUCCCUCCACCCUUGAGCAACUUUGGAUAAUGUAUUGCCCACAAUUGGAGUCAAUUUCAGAGGAAAUGUUUCACUGCAGUACUUCACUUGAACUUUUGACCAUAAAGUGGUGUCCUAAUAUAGAAAGCCUACCAAAGUGCCUCUACAACCUUAGAGAUCUUCAGAUUCAUGGAUGUGAGAAUCUAGAGCUGCUGCCUUUUCAAUUGCAAAACCUCACUUCUCUUACCUCACUUGAGAUCUUUGAUUGCAAGAAUCUCAAGAUGCCUCUAUCCCAAUGGGGCCUUGGCACGCUCAACUCUCUUAAAACACUCUGCAUUGGCGGCAUAUUUCCAGAAGCAGCCUCCUUUUCUGAUGAUCACCGCCACCGUACCACCUGUUUCUUCUUCCCAGAACUCUCACCGUUCUUCUCAUAA